CCCUCCCUCCCUCUCUCCCUCCCUCCCUCCCUCCCUCCCUCCUUCUCUCUUACUCGGAGACAGUCAGAACUCUCCUCCCUGAGAGCCACAAACCUACCGCACUGACUGCAUUCAGAGAGGGAACCUGCAAACAAAACUUCACAGAAAACUUUUUGUUCUUGUUCCAGAGAAUUUGCUGAAGAGGAGGAGGGGGAAAAAAAGAAAGAAAAAAAGAAAAGAAAAGAAAAGAAAGAAAGAACGAAAGAAAGAAAGGGGGAAAAAAAAAACCAAACCCAAACCUGUGCGUGAGUGGGGGUAGGAAAAGCAGGGCCUUUUAAAAAGGCAAUCACAACAACUUUUGCUGCCAGGAUGCCCUUGCUUUGGCUGCGAGGAUUUCUGUUGGCGAGUUGCUGGAUUAUAGUGAGGAGUUCCCCCACCCCGGGAUCCGAGGGGCCCGGCGCAGCCCCCGACUGCCCGUCCUGCGCGCUGGCCACCCUGCCAAAGGAUGUACCCAACUCUCAGCCGGAGAUGGUGGAGGCCGUCAAGAAACACAUUUUAAACAUGCUGCACUUGAAGAAGAGACCCGAAGUCACCCAGCCGGUGCCCAAGGCGGCGCUUCUGAACGCGAUCAGGAAGCUCCAUGUGGGCAAAGUGGGGGAGAACGGGUACGUGGAGAUAGAGGAUGACAUCGGCAGGAGGGCAGAAAUGAAUGAACUCAUGGAGCAGACCUCGGAGAUCAUCACGUUCGCGGAGUCAGGCACAGCCAGGAAAACACUGCACUUUGAGAUUUCCAAAGAAGGCAGUGACCUGUCGGUGGUGGAACGCGCAGAAGUCUGGCUCUUCCUCAAAGUCCCCAAGGCCAACAGGACCAGGACCAAAGUCACCAUCCAGCUCUUGCAGAAACAACCCCAGGGCGGCGUGGACGCAGGGGAGGAGGCAGAGGAAAUGGGCUUGAUGGAGGAGAGAAACGAGGUGUUGAUAUCGGAAAAGGUGGUGGAUGCCCGGAAGAGCACGUGGCACAUCUUCCCCGUCUCCAGCAGCAUCCAGCGGUUGCUGGACCAGGGCAAGAGCUCCCUGGACGUUCGGAUUGCCUGUGAGCAGUGCCACGAGACGGGCGCCAGCCUGGUGCUCCUGGGCAAGAAGAAGAAGAAGGAGGAGGAGGGCGAAGGGAAGAAGAAGGACGGAGGAGACGGAGGGGCAGGGGCAGACGAGGACAAGGAGCAGUCCCACAGACCUUUCCUCAUGCUGCAGGCCCGCCAGUCUGAAGACCACCCUCAUCGGCGGCGGAGGCGGGGCUUGGAGUGUGACGGCAAGGUCAACAUCUGCUGUAAGAAACAGUUCUUUGUUAGUUUCAAGGACAUUGGCUGGAAUGACUGGAUCAUCGCUCCCUCCGGCUAUCACGCCAACUACUGCGAGGGUGAGUGCCCGAGCCACAUAGCAGGCACAUCUGGGUCCUCGCUCUCCUUUCACUCGACCGUCAUCAACCACUACCGCAUGCGGGGCCACAGCCCCUUCGCCAACCUCAAGUCGUGCUGUGUGCCCACCAAGCUGAGACCCAUGUCCAUGCUGUACUAUGAUGAUGGGCAGAACAUCAUCAAAAAGGACAUUCAGAACAUGAUAGUGGAGGAGUGUGGGUGCUCAUAGAGUGCCCAGCCCAGGGGGGACGGGAGCCAGAGUUGUCCAGAGAAGACAGUGGCAACAUGAAGAAGUGUUUAAGGUUUCGGAGUUAAACGAGGAGAAAAAAUAUAUAUAGAGAAAUU
This is a messenger RNA of Lynx canadensis (Canada lynx), 1739 nucleotides long. RefSeq names its product inhibin subunit beta A (gene INHBA). The transcript has 2 exons. Gene Ontology annotation, biological process: BMP signaling pathway; SMAD protein signal transduction. Gene Ontology annotation, cellular component: extracellular region. NCBI's taxonomy places the organism in Eukaryota, Metazoa, Chordata, Mammalia, Carnivora, Felidae. Gene Ontology annotation, molecular function: cytokine activity; growth factor activity; hormone activity. The record is from RefSeq and is a predicted model, not a curated record. The coding region runs from base 349 to 1623 and encodes 424 amino acids.